AUGCAUUUAGUAGAAGAAUAUCUUCAACGUCAAGCUAAAGUGAAUGCUGCAAAUUCUCAGAAUGCAUCAUCAUCUGUGAACACAACAACAUCUAGUCAUUCUCAAUCACAGAAACAGGAACUUCAACAACAACAACAACCCCCAUCAGGACAACAACAACAACACAUACGUCAUCAAUUGAAUCAACAAUCCUCUCAAUUCCAUCCUGGUAUAAUGUCAAGUCAACAGAGACGUGGAGGUGGUGUUAUGAAUCAACAAUCGCCAAAUCGUUUCCAAGUUCCUACUACUAAUUUGAACUCAUUGCUAUCCCAACCAUUUGGUGCUUCCAGUCCCACGGGUGCAUUAGAUGGUCAGCAGCAGAAUGUUCAUUCUCGACCAACAACUCAAUUUUCACCUGCUGGUACCAAUCUAAAUGCUUCUGAUACUCAUAGUCCAGACAUUACAGCUACACCAUUAUCUAUUCAACAAGGAGUACCUGUACACGGUGUAGGUGUUGAUCAUAGCCGAUUAACACAUCCAAACCGUAUUGCUACCUCAGCUGCAUUACUUGGACAAUCCAUGCAAACUAGUACUACUGGACCAACUGGAUUUUAUGCCAGUUUACAGUCACUGGCUACAGAGUUCGAGAAAAUGUCUGAUCGUAUGUUACAGGAUCAAACUUUCUCUCGUCGUAUUUGUAGGGCUAUUCAUGAAAUCUCAUUAGAAACAAAGUCACUUCGAGAGAGUAUUGGUUUUCAUCUACCCGAAGAUACUCUUCAAAUCGUCAGUAACAGUAAAAAAGACGAUCUAAUCAGUUAUCCAAAUACAACAAAUCCAUUAACUAGAGCCAAUACUACGGACAACAUUGAUGAUAUUAUAAAUCCAUUGAAACGUAAGCAUUCUUGUGAUAAUGUUGGUCAAAGAAGUACUGUGAGGAAUUUCAAUCUAAAAUCAAAUGAUCAACUAGAUGAUUUAGUUGACAACUUAUCAUCAUCAUCAUCACCAUCGCCUGGAUCGAAUAAUGACUAUGAACCAAAGAUGAAAAAAACUUGUUUCAAUACAACAUCACCGAGCAAUUCAAUAGAAAAGUCAAAUUCACUACAACAAACUGGUGGCGCAGAUGAAUUGCAUACACCCACGUUAACUGAUAAAAACAGUCCAGAGAUUUUAUUGUCAUCAUCAUCAUCAUCAUCAUCAUCAUCAUCAUCAUCUAUAGUGAAGUCUGAAUAUCAUGGGUCAAAUGGCUUAUCAAAGAAAUUAUUUUUACACACAGAUAUAAUUUAUCAUCCAGAAUCUGAUCCACUUGAACAUUUUCCAACCGAUCAGAUAAAUCGAUUGAAUCCAAGGAUACUUGUUGAAAUAUCAAGAUUACAAGCGUUAGAUAUUAAAGUUGAAGGGAAUUCUCAUCCACCGAGUAUUAAUGAUAUGGAAAAUUAUGCUACGUGCUUAGAUGCUGGUGAAUGGAAUACAAGUUGUCAUUUAAAAUUGAUUUAUACGGAUAAGAAAUCUUAUUUACCCUGCCAAUUAUCAGAUCUCUAUAUACGACUAUCGCCUGAUUACAUACAUGCUGGUCAGUUAAAUUGGUAUUACUUACCAAAAUUGAAGUAUUUAUCACUUCUGAGUGAUUCCAUAAAAGAUACUAACAAGUUGAAAAAUACUGAAAGAUACUUAGAUAUUUAUUAUGAUGAGUUGAAUAAUCAAUUUGAACGAUUAAGAAAAUUAAUUGAUCAUCGAAGAAGUUUAAUUAGCAUUGGUAAAAUGUGGAUUGGUAUAAUCUGUGCAUCAAUGGCUCGAUUGUAUAACUUUGAUCAUAACUUAUUGACUAUUGCAUCUAUCAAGUCAACACAAGAAACCAGUCAAUUAGCCUUCUAA
Messenger RNA from Heterobilharzia americana, 1851 nucleotides. The record is from the annotation of a GenBank genome assembly. Lineage: Eukaryota; Metazoa; Platyhelminthes; Trematoda; Strigeidida; Schistosomatidae.